Molecule: messenger RNA, 1340 nt
Organism: Drosophila rhopaloa
Lineage: Eukaryota; Metazoa; Arthropoda; Insecta; Diptera; Drosophilidae
Gene: TwdlE
Product: extensin
Source: RefSeq, a predicted model, not a curated record
GCAUGCAGUAAGAGGUUCCGCGUCGAAGCAGCACCACAUUACCAGUAACCAGUAACCAGUAGCACCGAACCACCUGGAGAAGUGACAAAACCCGAAACGGAUAUAGCCGAAAAAUAACCACCCGAAAAUGCAGUCCAGUUGUGUGUUAGUGGUCGUCUUAGCCUUGGCUUCCUUGGUGGCCGCUCGUCCCGAGCCGCCUCGUGACUCGUACAGUGCACCCCCCUCCAGCAGCUACCAGCCGAGCGGACCCAGUGGGGGUUACGGAGCCCCUGCGCCCCAGUACGGACCCCAGCAGCCGCCGGUGGUCCACAAGCAUGUCUACGUCCAUGUCCCGCCACCAGAGCCGGAGUACCAGGCACCCAGGAAACCCCUGUAUGUGCCGCCUCCGCAGAAGCACUACAAGAUCGUGUUCAUCAAGGCGCCAUCCCCACCUGCCCCAACUGCACCCAUAAUUCCGCAGUUCCCGCAGAACGAGGAAAAGACUCUGGUGUACGUGCUAGUCAAGAAGCCAGAGGAGCAGCCGGAGAUCAUUAUCCCGACUCCAGCGCCCACUCAGCCCAGCAAGCCGGAGGUGUACUUCAUCCGCUACAAGACCCAGAAGGAGGAGACCGGUCCCUAUCCCAACAGUGUGGCGCCUCCGGCACCCGAGUACGGAGCACCAGCUGCCCCACCUGCACCCUCUGCCCCAAGCAGCUCGUAUGGAGCACCGUCCCACUAAACGAUCCAACAUAUCCAAUCCAAACCGAAUCCCGAUUUGCGAAUCUCAACCCAACUCAUGGCGAACUGCAUAUCUUAUGUGUAUUAUUUUUUGUUCUGUUUCAACGACUUUAACGCGUGACAAAGUUUACCAAGCUACGAAUACCCCUCAAUCCCCCAAAGCUCAUAUGAAUAUUACCCCUAUUGAUGAGUAAUUUUUACCUCUGAAGUUGUUUCUACCUAUUGUAUGAGAUGUAUGUUUUCCAUCUAGGCUGUUUGUUUCAAAUUGUUUGUUUAGUCUUAAGUUUAGGUCUUUAAGCGAACGAUGCGUUAUACACUCACACAAAACACACUCGAUACACUCACUGCGAACUAGCCUUAGUUAUCGAUAGCAAUAUCGAUCCUGAUACCGAUAAACGAUAUAUACAUGUUACAUGAUUUUCAUCACAAAUGCAUUUUCACCUAGGCAAUUUAUACCAAUUCCAUAUUGCAGUUUCUGCACUCUAUUUCCAUAAUUGUAAAUAGAGAGUGCGGAACAAUCGAAAAGGCAGUAAGAAAAUGAAGAUAGGUAAUGAUACUCAAGAAUGUAUAUGUUAAAAAACAAAACAUCAAUGGCUAAAUAAAAGUUUAACGAAUUAUCUGUA